Molecule: messenger RNA, 2016 nt
Organism: Talaromyces rugulosus
Lineage: Eukaryota; Fungi; Ascomycota; Eurotiomycetes; Eurotiales; Trichocomaceae
Exons: 2
Coding region: 1-2016 (671 amino acids)
Biological process (GO): spliceosomal complex assembly; mRNA splicing, via spliceosome
Cellular component (GO): post-mRNA release spliceosomal complex; precatalytic spliceosome; Prp19 complex
Molecular function (GO): protein binding
Source: RefSeq, a predicted model, not a curated record
AUGGAGUCUUCACGAGGACCCCCUCGGGUCAAAAACAAGGCCGCUGCGCCUGUUCAGAUCUCGGCAGAGCAGCUGCUUCGCGAAGCCGUCGAUAGACAAGAAACGGCACUACAAGCACCGACGCAGCGCUUUGCCGACUUGGAAGAACUUCACGAGCACCAGGGCCGCAAACGCAAGGACUUUGAGGACUAUGUGCGGCGCAACAGAAUUAACAUGAACAACUGGAUGCGCUAUGCACAAUGGGAACUGGAACAGAAAGAGUUUCGGAGAGCGCGCUCCGUUUUCGAACGAGCUCUGGAUGUGGACUCGACGGCGGUGAUCUUGUGGAUUCGAUACAUCGAGGCGGAGAUGAAGAGCAGGAAUAUCAACCAUGCCCGCAAUUUGCUUGACCGAGCGGUGACGAUCCUGCCACGAGUAGAUAAGCUCUGGUACAAGUAUGUCUACAUGGAGGAAACCCUAGGCAACAUCCCGGGAACGCGUCAGGUAUUCGAGCGCUGGAUGUCGUGGGAACCUGAUGAGGGCGCCUGGGGCGCAUAUAUCAAACUCGAGAAGAGAUACAACGAAUUUGAUCGCGCCAGGGCCAUCUUUCAGCGCUUCACGAUUGUUCACCCCGAGCCACGAAAUUGGAUCAAGUGGACUCGGUUCGAGGAGGAAUACGGAACGAGCGAUUUGGUUCGAGAAGUUUACGGGCUUGCGAUCGAAACCCUUGGGGAUGAUUUUAUGGACGAGAAGAUUUUCAUUUCGUACGCAAAAUUCGAAGCCAAGCUGAAGGAAUACGAGCGUGCUCGGUCUAUUUACAAGUUUGCUCUGGAUCGGCUGCCUCGCUCUAAAUCGACAACCUUGCACCAAGCAUACACGACCUUCGAGAAGCAGUUUGGUGACCGAGAGGGUGUUGAGGAUGUGAUUAUGGCCAAACGUCGAGUGCAAUACGAAGAGCAGGUCAAGGAGAACCCUCGCAAUUACGACGUGUGGUUUGAUUUUGCCCGACUUGAAGAGACAUCGGGCAAUGCAGACCGCAUUCGAGACGUCUACGAGCGAGCUAUUGCGCAGAUGCCGCCGUCACAGGAAAAGCGCCACUGGCGGAGAUACAUUUACCUGUGGAUCUUCUACGCCUUGUGGGAAGAGAUGGAGAGCAAAGACAUUGAACGAGCUCGACAGAUUUACAACGAAUGCCUGAAGCUUAUUCCGCACAAAAAAUUUACAUUUUCCAAGAUCUGGCUCAUGAAAGCUCAAUUCGAGAUCCGUCAGAUGGAAUUACAAACAGCCAGGAAGACACUGGGCCAAGCGAUUGGCAUGUGUCCCAAGGACAAGCUGUUCCGGGGAUAUAUCGAUCUGGAACGCCAGCUUUUUGAGUUUGGCCGAUGCCGAACGCUCUAUGAAAAGCACAUUGAAUGGAACCCAGCAAACAGUCAGGCCUGGAUCAAAUUUGCCGAAUUAGAGCGUGGCCUAGAAGACCUCGAACGGGCGCGCGGAAUAUUCGAACUGGGGAUUGAUCAAUCGCUGCUUGAUAUGCCUGAGCUUGUGUGGAAAGCGUACAUCGAUUUCGAAGAGUACGAAGGGGAGUACGACCGGACCCGGGAAUUGUACGAACGACUACUGCAGAAGACAGACCACGUCAAGGUCUGGAUCAACUAUGCUCGGUUUGAGAUUAAUAUUCCGGAAGGUGAAGAGGAGGAAGAGGAAGAGGAAGAAGAGCGGCCGGUUAGUGAAGAAGCCAAGAGACGAGCACGCAAGAUCUUUGAACGGGCUAGCAAGGUCAUGAAAGAGAAGGAUAUGAAGGAAGAGCGCGUCGAACUGUUGAACGCGUGGAAAGCGUUUGAACAGACACAUGGUUCGGCAGAGGACCUUGCGGCCAUCGAGAAACAGAUGCCUCGCCGGGUCAAGAAGCGUCGCAAGCUAGACGACGACCGGUACGAGGAGUACAUGGACUACGUCUUCCCCGCCGACGAUGCAUCGGCGGCCAAUCUGUCUCGGCUCUUACAACGUGCCCACGCCUGGAAGCAACAGCAAGGGUAG